Messenger RNA from Colossoma macropomum (tambaqui), 2431 nucleotides. RefSeq names its product procollagen-proline, 2-oxoglutarate 4-dioxygenase (proline 4-hydroxylase), alpha polypeptide 2 (gene p4ha2). The record is from RefSeq and is a predicted model, not a curated record. Gene Ontology annotation, molecular function: L-ascorbic acid binding; procollagen-proline 4-dioxygenase activity; protein binding. The transcript has 15 exons. The coding region runs from base 162 to 1790 and encodes 542 amino acids. Gene Ontology annotation, cellular component: endoplasmic reticulum. NCBI's taxonomy places the organism in Eukaryota, Metazoa, Chordata, Actinopteri, Characiformes, Serrasalmidae. Gene Ontology annotation, biological process: peptidyl-proline hydroxylation to 4-hydroxy-L-proline.
UCAGUCCAACGAUACUACAGGCUCCGGGACGUGGCAGCCAAACACGCUACGUACCGUUCACGUAGCAGAAAGAUCUCAAAGGGUUUAACUGUAGAUACUUUGAAGAAUUUUAAGACUUGUCUCUGCAUCUUUAACAAAGAAAGCAGGAGCCAGUGUCAAAGAUGCAAAUUUUGGCUGUGACCGUUUGGACUACGUGCUGCAUUUGCUGUAUCGUAGAGGCAGAGAUCUUCACAUCAAUUGGCCAGAUGACAGACCUUAUUUUUAUAGAGAGAGAAGUGGUUCAGUCUCUAAAGGAAUACAUCCAAGCUGAGGAGUCCAAGCUUGCUGCUGUGAAACGCUGGGCUAACAAGCUGGAAGUGUUGACUCAUGCUUCUACCUCAGACCCAGAAGGUUUCUUGGCUCACCCAGUGAAUGCCUACAAGCUGAUGAAGAGACUCAAUACGGAAUGGUCAGAGCUGGAGAGCCUUGUGUUAAAUGACCCUUCACAUGGUUUCAUCUCAAACAUUUCAGUACACAGACAGUACUUCCCUGAUGAGGAAGAUGAGAAGGGGGCAGCGAAAGCUCUGAUGCGUCUUCAGGACACAUACAACUUGGACUCUGAGAGCUUUUCUAAAGGGAAACUGCCAGGUCAGGGGCAGAACUCUGGUGUGCGCUAUAAUGCCUUUCUGACGGUGGAUGACUGUUUUGACAUGGGGAAAACAGCCUACAAUGAACAGGACUACUACCAUGCGGUGCUGUGGAUGCAGCAGGCCCUCAGACAGAUGGAUGCUGGGGAGGAAGCCAAAGCUUCCAAGGCUGAUAUCCUGGACUACCUCAGCUACUCUGUUUAUCAGAUGGGUGACUUGCAGCGAGCCACUGAGCUUACCCGACGCCUGGUGUCCAUUGAUCCUAGCCACCAGAGGGCGGGAGGGAAUCUGCGCUACUUCGAGCGGCUGCUCGCCAAAGAGAUUAGAGAGAUGGUCCGCAACAAGCAGGAUCUUGCCAAAGAGAAGCCUAUUCAGCUGGGGACCUAUGAGCGCCCUAGGGACUACCUGCCUGAACGAGAGAUCUAUGAGGCCCUAUGUAGAGGAGAGGGUGUCAAAAUGACUCCAAAGAGAAGAAGCAAGCUGUUCUGCCGCUACCGAGAUGGGAACAGAAAUCCUCGCCUCCUGCUCAAACCCAUGAAGGAAGAGGAUGAGUGGGACAAUCCACACAUCGUCCGCUACCUGGAGGCCCUUUCUGAUGAAGAAAUUGAGAAAAUUAAGGAACUGGCUAAACCUAGGCUUGCAAGGGCCACUGUGCGAGAUCCAAAAACAGGCGUGCUGACGACAGCUCAUUACAGAGUAUCCAAAAGUGCAUGGUUGGAAGGAGAUGAGGACCCAGUCAUUGCACGUGUAAAUCAGAGAAUAGAAGAUGUCACUGGUCUAACAGUGGAUACAGCUGAACUUCUCCAGGUUGCUAACUAUGGGGUUGGAGGUCAAUAUGAGCCACAUUUUGAUUUCUCCAGGAAAGAUGAGCCUGAUGCUUUCAAAUCGUUAGGCACAGGAAAUCGUGUGGCUACUUAUUUAAAUUAUAUGAGUGAUGUUGAAGCUGGUGGCGCCACUGUGUUCCCAGAUUUUGGUGCUGCUAUUUGGCCGAGAAAGGGUACUGCAGUGUUCUGGUACAACCUCUUUAGAAGUGGCGAGGGAGACUACCGAACAAGACACGCAGCCUGCCCUGUUUUAGUGGGAAGUAAAUGGGUGUCAAAUAAAUGGAUCCAUGAGAGAGGUCAGGAAUUCAGGCGACCAUGUGGCCUCACAGAAGUGGAUUGAGUCUGCAUUUCAAGUCUUACGAUUCAAAUUCACAGCUCCACCUUCAGUGCCUGAAAUGUGAUGCAUCACAACUACACAAAGCACACACCACGUUCCAAUGCAGUGCUUCAAGCUGAGUCAGUCAGUGUGUUGAACAUUCAAAAUGUUUGAUGAUACAGAAUUAAUGGCCAUCACACAUACAAAGUGGAGUUUGUGUGGCAUUCCAGGUGCCUGGCCUUGAGGGAUUUCUUCUUUUUUUAACAAUUUACAGUUUUCUUUCCUUUUAUUGUUUUGUACAUUUCCUGUUUGUUAGCUACAUGAGAACAGAGUGCUUUGUUUCAUCAGUAAAGAUGCCUACUAGAGCUUUUAUCCCCUUCUGGAGAAUUGCACUGAGCAGGGAUGAGACAUUAUGUGCCAAGGUGUGAAAGAUGUUUGCUAGAUGUGUUCGGGGCCCACCUUUCAUUGGUUCUGAGUUGUGGCCUCAUGUCCAGUUAAGGAGACAUUGGCUAGAAUAGUCUGCUUUUGCUCACUUCUUUUCUGUUUCUUGUUUUUUUUUCUUUCUUUAUUUAUAAAAUAUGUAAAUUAUGCUGUUUCAUGAUGUUUGUUUUAAUUACAUGUACGAUUGCAGUAUAUUGUGCACAAUAAACAGUGUCCCUUUAAAA